AACUUUUUUCCUCCCGCUCUCGCUCUCCUUCUCCCCCCGCGCGUCGCCCGCCCGCCCGCCCGUUUGCUCUUCCUGUGCAGAGGGGAUCGCAUUUCCCCGCGGCACCCGCGGACACCAGGCAGGCCCGGCCGGGUGCGCGGCCAGGGCCCGCUCCCCGCGCCGCCGGCUCCCCGCGCCCCCGGGCGCCGCCCCCGCCGCGGCUGGGCUCGGAGAGUCGAGUCGGAGAGCGAGGCUGCGGCGAGGGCGAGAGGCGAGCGGAGCAGGCCGCCCUGCCCGCCGCCCGAGCGCCGGCGCGAGGAGGGGGCGCCGCGGCCCACCCUCCUUCCUGCCUGGCCGCGGGCCGGCCGGGCCGCCGCGCCCUGACCCCCAUGGCCGCCCGGGCCUGCGGGCCGCGAAGUCGCAGCGCCAGAGCCAGGGCCCCCGAGUGAGCGCGGGCGCCGAGGAUCUCAUCUGGCCGCCGCGUUCUGGAAGAGGCGAGGGGGAGAGCGCGCGCGAGAGGAGGAGGAGAGAGACGGCGCGGGGAAAGGGAGACGGCGAGACGCGCAGCGCCGGCGCCCAGGAGAUCCAGGAGGAGCCCGCAGAUAACCAGCCCGAGUCAUGCAGUCUUUUCGAGAAAGGUGUGGUUUCCAUGGCAAACAACAGAACUACCAGCAGACCUCACAGGAGACAUCUCGCCUGGAGAAUUACAGACAGCCGGGCCAGGCCGGGCUGAGCUGCGACCGGCAGCGGCUGCUGGCCAAGGACUAUUAUAACCCGCAGCCCUACCCGGCCUACGAGGGUAGCGCCGGCACACCCGCCGGCUCUGUGCGGGGCAGCAAGGGCCUGGCCUCCCAGCCGUCCCUGCAGGGCCGGCCGGCCUUCUCGGGCUAUAGUGUGCCGGACAGCAGCCCGUACCCCGGCCGCUACUCGGGCGAGGAGAGCCUGCAGGCCUGGGGGGCCCCCCAGCCGCCACCCCCGCAGCCGCAGCCCCUGCCCGGGGGCGUGGGCAAAUAUGACGACAGUUUGAUGAAAAAGGCAGCGGUGCCCCCUGGCAGGCAGUACCCAGAGCAGGGUGCCCAGCUGCCCUUCCGGACUCACUCUCUGCACGUCCAGCCUCAGCUGCCGCAGCCCCAGCAGCCCCUGGCAUACCCCAAACUCCAAAGGCAGAAACUGCAGAACGACAUGGCCUCACCCCUGCCCUUCCCCCAGGGCGGCCACUUCCCCCAGCACUCACAGUCUUUCCCCGCUUCCUCCACCUACUCCUCCGGGGGCCAGGGCACGCAGGGGGGCGGGGGCGGGGGCAGCGGGGGCGGGCAGGGGGCCCACUCCUACAAGAGCUGCACCGCGCCGUCCGCACCGACCCACGACAGGCCACUGACCGCCAACGCCAGCCUGGCCCCGGGGCAGCGGGUCCAGAACCUUCACGCCUACCAGUCCGGCCGCCUGGGCUACGAGCAGCAGAAGCAGCAGCAGCAGCAGCAGCAGCAGCAGGCGGCCCUCCAGAGCCGGCACCAUGCCCAGGAAACCCUCCAUUACCAAAACCUCGCCAAGUACCAACACUACGGGCAGCAGGGCGCGGGCUACUGCCAGCCGGACGCGGCCGUGCGGACUCCUGAGCAGUACUACCAGACCUUCAGCCCCAGCUCCAGCCACUCGCCCGCGCGCUCUGUGGGCCGCUCGCCCUCCUACAGUUCCACCCCGUCGCCGCUGAUGCCAAACCUGGAGAACUUUCCCUACAACCAGCAGCCACUCGGCACCGGCGCCUUCCCCGCGGGCAUCACGGACCACAGCCACUUCAUGCCCCUGCUCAACCCCUCCCCGACCGAUGCCGCCGGCACGGUGGACACCCAGCCCGGCAACUGCAAGGCACCGCCCAAGGACAAGCUGCCUGAGAACCUGCUGUCGGACCUCAGCCUGCAGAGCCUCACGGCCUUGACCUCCCAGGUGGAGAACAUCUCCAACACGGUCCAGCAGCUGCUGCUCUCCAAGGCCGCCGUGCCGCAGAAGAAGGGCGGCAAGAACCUGGUGUCCAGGACCCCGGAGCAGCACCGGAGCCAGCACUGCAGCCCCGAGGGCAGCGGCUACUCGGCCGAGCCAGCGGGCACGCCUCUGUCCGAGCCACUGAGCAGCACGCCGCAGUCCACGCACGCUGAGCCGCCCGAGGCCGACUACCUGAGCGGCUCUGAGGACCCGCUGGAGCGCAGCUUCCUCUACUGCAACCAGGCCCGCGGCAGCCCCGCCAGGGUCAACAGCAACUCGAAGGCCAAGCCCGAGUCGGUGUCCACCUGUUCGGUGACCUCGCCCGACGACAUGUCCACCAAGUCCGACGACUCCUUCCAGAGCCUGCACAGCAGCCUGCCGCUCGACAGCUUCUCCAAGUUCGUGGCGGGCGAGCGGGACUGCCCGCGGCUGCUGCUCAGUGCCCUGGCGCAGGAGGACCUGGCCUCCGAGAUCCUCGGGCUGCAGGAGGCCAUCGGCGAGAAGGCUGAGAAGGCCUGGGCCGAGGCGCCCGGCCUGGCCAAGGACGCCAGCAAGCCUCCUCCCUUCUCACUGGAGAACCACAGCGCCUGCCUGGACUCCGUGGCCAAGAACUCGUGGCCACGGCCGGGGGAGCCAGAGGCCCUGCCCGAGUCCUUGCAGCUGGACAAGGGUGGCAGCGCCAAGGACUUCAGCCCGGGGCUGUUUGAAGACCCUUCUGUGGCCUUCGCCGCCCCGGACCCCAAGAAGACGACCGGUCCCCUCUCCUUUAGCGCCAAGGCGACGCUUGGGGCCGCCACGUCGGACCCUGCUGCGGCCGCCUUUGACUGCUUCCCGGACGCGAGCACUGCCAGCUCGGCAGAUGGCGCCAACCCCUUUGCCUGGCCCGAAGAGAACCUGGGGGACGCUUGUCCCCGGUGGGGCCUGCACCCCAGCGAGCUCACCAAGGGCCUGGAGCAGGGCGGGAAGGCCUCCGACGGCGUGGGCAAGGAGAAUGCCCACGAGGCUUCGGCCUGCCCAGGCUUCCAGGAGGAGGCGCCACCUGGGGAGAAGGCCACCGUGCCUCGGGACUCCACGCAGGAGGAGGCGGGCGGGGUGAAGGAGGAGGUGGGCGGGCUGCUGCAGUGCCCCGAGGUGGGCAAGGCCGACCGCUGGCUAGAGGACAGCCGGCACUGCUGCUCGGCCGCCGACUUUGGGGACCUGCCCCUGCUGCCGCCGCCCGGCAGGAAGGAGGACCUGGAGGCGGAGGAGGAGUACUCCUCCCUGUGCGAGCUCCUGGGCAGCCCCGAGCAGAGGCCGGGCCUACCGGACCCGCUCUCACCGAAGGCCCCCCUGCUGUGCACCAAGGAGGAGGUGGAGGAGGUGCUGGACUCCAAAACCGGUUGGGGCUCCCCGUGCCACCUGUCCGGCGACUCUGUCAUUUUGCUGGGCCCCACCGUGGGCGCCGAGUCCAAGGUCCAGAGCUGGUUUGAGUCCUCCCUGUCGCACAUGAAGCCGGGCGAAGAAGGCCCCGACGGGGUGCUGGCGCCCGGUGACACCGCCACCCUGGCCCCAGAGGCCUCCCUGGCCCAGAAGCCCAGCAAGCCGGCCGUGCCCGAGGCGCCCAUUGCUAAGAAAGAGCCCGUGCCACGCGGCAAAAGCUUACGGAGCCGGCGGGUGCACCGGGGGUUGCCGGAGGCCGAGGACUCCCCGUGCCGGGCGCCCGUGCUGCCCAAGGACCUCUUGCUCCCGGAAUCCUGCACCGGCCCCCCGCAGGGACAGAUGGAAGGAGCGGGAGCCCCGGGCCGGGGAGCCUCGGAAGGGCUCCCGAGGAUGUGCACACGCUCCUUCACGGCCCUGAGCGAGCCCCGCACGCCUGGACCCCCAGGCCUGACCACCACCCCCGCCCCCCCAGACAAACUGGGGGGCAAGCAGCGAGCCGCCUUCAAGUCCGGCAAGCGGGUGGGUAAGCCGUCACCCAAGGCGGCCUCCAGCCCCAGUAAUCCAGCCGCCCUGCCCGUGGCCUCAGACAGCAGCCCUAUGGGCUCCAAGACCAAGGAGACAGACUCGCCCGGCACCCCAGGCAAGGACCAGCGCUCCAUGAUCCUGCGGUCCCGCACGAAAACCCAGGAGGCGUUCCACUCCAAGCGGCGGCGGCCCUCCGAGAGCCGUCUCCCCAGCUGCCGGGCCACCAAGAAACUGCUGGCCAAUAACCACCUGCCUGCCCCGUUCAAGGUCUCUGGCAGCCCCCAGAAGGAGGGCAGGGCCAGCCAGCGGGCCCGGGUGGCCAAGCCCGGCGCAGGCAGCAAGCUCUCCGACCGGCCCCUCCAUGCGCUCAAGAGGAAGUCGGCCUUCCUGGCGCCUGUUCCCACCAAGAAGCGGAACCUGGUUCUGCGGAGCGGCAGCGGGGGGGACGUGAAGGAGGAGGGGGCUGAGGACCCCUCCCCCGUCUUCAAGAGGAUGGCUUCACCCAAGAAGGCCAAGCCCGCCAAGGGCAACGGUGAGCCUGCCGUGAAGCCCCCGCCCCCGGAGACCCCUGACACCUGCCUGAAGCUCGCCUCGCGGGCGGCCUUCCAGGGGGCCAUGAAGACCAAGGUGCUUCCGCCCCGGAAAGGCAGGGGCCUCAAGCUGGAGGCCAUCGUGCAGAAGAUCACCUCGCCCAGCCUGAAGAAGUUUGCGUGCAAGGUGCCGGGGGCCCCUCCCGGAAACCCCCUGAGUCCUUCUCUCCCUGAGAAGGACCGUGGGCUCAAGAGUGCGGGGGGCAGCCCAGUUGGGGCAGGAGAAGGUCUCUUAAAUGUGGGCCCUGGGCAGAAGCUCCCGGCAGCUCCGGGGGCCGACCCGUUAUGCAGAAAUCCAACCAACAGAUCCUUAAAAGGCAAACUCCUAAACAGUAAAAAACUGUCCUCCACUGACUGUUUCAAAACUGAGGCCUUCACAGCCCCAGAGGCCCUGCUGCCCGGGGGGACUGCCCUGGCACCUAAGAAGAGAAGCCGGAAAGGCAGGGCUGGAGCCCUCGGACUCCCCAAAGGUCCCCUGGAGAAGCGGCCCCAUCUAGGCCCGGCUCUGCUCCUGACCCCCCGAGACAGGGCCAAUGGCACUCAGGGGGGCGGUGAGGACAGCACUGGUGGGGGAGGCAAAAAGCCAAAGACGGAGGAGCUGGGCCUGGCCUCCCAGUCCCCUGAGGGCCGGCCCUGCCAGCCCCAGACAAGGGCGCAGAAGCAGCCGGGCCACGCCAACUACAGCAGCUAUUCCAAGCGAAAGCGCCUCACUCGGGGCCGGGCCAAGAACACCACCUCCUCACCCUGUAAAGGACGUGCCAAGCGGCGGCGGCAGCAGCAGGUGCUGCCCCUGGACCCCGCCGAGCCUGAAAUCCGACUCAAGUACAUUUCCUCGUGCAAGCGGCUUCGAGCAGACAGCCGCACCCCGGCCUUCUCGCCCUUUGUGCGGGUGGAGAAGCGAGACGCAUUCACCACCAUAUGCACUGUGGUUAACUCCCCUGGGGAGGAGCCCAAGCCCCACAGGAAGCCUUCCUCCUCCGCCUCCUCUUCCUCAUCCUCAUGCUCCUUCUCGUUGGAUGCGACCGGGGCCUCCUUGGCCACGCUCCCUGGAGGCUCUGUCCUGCAGCCACGGCCCUCCCUGCCCCUCUCCUCCACCAUGCAUCUGGGGCCCGUGGUCUCCAAGGCCCUGAGUACCUCUUGCCUUGUUUGCUGCCUCUGCCAAAACCCGGCCAACUUCAAGGACCUCGGGGACCUCUGUGGGCCCUACUAUCCCGAACACUGCCUCCCCAAAAAGAAGCCAAAACUCAAGGAGAAGGUGCGGCCGGAGGGUACCUGUGAGGAGGCCUCGCUGCCCCUCGAGAGAACACUCAAAGACCUUGAGUGCGCAGCCACAGCAGCCGCUGGAAAGCCCCCGCGGCCCGAGGGCCCAGCCGACCCCGCCAAGCAGGGCUCGCUGCGCACCAGCGCCCGGGGCCUGUCCCGGCGGCUACAGAGUUGCUACUGCUGUGACGGUCGGGGGGACGGUGGUGAGGAGGCAGCCCCCACCGACAAGAGCCGUAAGCACGAGUGCAGCAAGGAGCCACCAGCCGAGCCUGGCGGGGACACCCAGGAACACUGGGUGCACGAGGCCUGCGCCGUGUGGACGGGCGGGAUCUACCUGGUAGCCGGGAAGCUCUUUGGGCUACAGGAGGCCAUGAAGGUGGCCAUGGACAUGACCUGUUCCAGCUGCCAAGAAGCCGGGGCCACCAUCGGGUGCGGUCACAAAGGGUGCAGCCAUACCUACCAUUACCCGUGUGCCAGCGAUGCGGGUUGCAUAUUCAUCGAAGAGAACUUUUCUUUGAAGUGUCCCAAACAUAAGAGGCUGCCGUUGUAAUCCACCCCAACGGCCGGAGAAGCCGCGGAAGCCCGCCUGACCGCCGGCCGCCGAAGGAGAGGAGCCGCCUGCGCAGCCCCCGGGCCUUUGAGCUGCUCCCAGCGCGGGGCCAGAGCCGAUCCUUGAUCCGGAUUCCGGGUCUUGGAUCUGGCGGCCUAGGGCUGAAACUUGCGGUCCCGGGUUGGGAAGAAAACACGUUCCUGGGCCGCCUGCUCCCGGAACAGGACGACACGGGGCGUUCCCGCCCACACCCUCGGGGCCAGGCUUGGAGAAGGGGAGCCCGCGGAGCGGCCAGACUCCUUGGGGCACCCAGCCUCCGGCGGGGAUUGGAGACGCCUUUAACUUGGGGACACGCUUCUCCCCGGGGUAGUUCUAAGACGACGUGGCACACAUUCCACGUGGGUGCUGCCGCCACCGCAGCUGGCGUGGCUUGCAACUGGGCGCCCUGGGGGAGGGUGUGGGGGGUCCAAAGGGCCCUGGAAGUGGCCGAGUGCGGCUCCAGGCUCCAAGGCGGUGAGGGGUGGGUGGGGAGGGAGCCGAAGCCUUGCUGGAGAGGACUAGGCCGGAGGCUUUGAAAGGAACCUUUGGAAUUGUGUCCUUCCCACCCACCUGGCCUCGUGCGGUUUGGGCAGAGCCGGGGGAGUCCGGGACCCAUGCUCAGGGGAUGCGGGCUCCCCGGGUGUGGGUGGGGCUGCCCCCACCCCUUUGGCUUCUGUCGUCCCCUUUCCAGUCCUCCUCCCCACCCUUGGAGUGCCACCUGGGAACCCAAAGGAAAGGAGUGGCGACCAGAGCGCACUUCCGGUGGGUGUGUGACAGUCCCUCUGCAGGACCACCCGACUCCAGGGACAGCAGCGCCCACCCGGCACGGGAGCAGAGACAGCGCUAGAUUCGUGUACAAACCUGUGUACCCCUCUAUAUAUAUGUUACAUAGAAUGUAUAUAUGUUGGGAACAUGCUCGCUUCUCCCGUGUGUCGCUGCCGCCGUGCGUCGUGCGUCUCUCAGCACGGGGCCCUUCCCGGGAAGGGGGCUCUGGAGAUGCCCGCCUUCCCCACGCAGCCACCACUGGCCCAAGCCAGUCCCCGCCAGUCCGUCCGCCUGUCCGUCCGUGUCCUCAGCUCUGUCCACGCUUCGAUAGGCCUGACGCAGCCCCCAGACUGGGGCCGCCCUAGCAACUUCCUGUACAUAUGACUGUAAAAUGGUAAACGUGUGUAUUAUAUCUGGCCUCGUUAUAUAGUGUAUAUAUAUGUAUACAUAUACAUAUAUAUAAUAUAUAUGAAGACUGUAAAUGUUAAGACGACUAGUGUUCUUAUUAGUAUAUUGCUUCACACUGAAGAUUGUGUGUAUCGAGCUGUUUCUAAAAGAUGUUUAUUUUCCUUAAGAGUAAAAAACAGUCAUUGCAUUCAGAAAAAAAAAAGUCAAUAAAGAUACAACGAUUGUUUUGGAA
This is a messenger RNA of Lutra lutra (Eurasian river otter), 7750 nucleotides long. It is a transcript of the gene RAI1, whose product is annotated as retinoic acid induced 1. The coding region runs from base 598 to 6306 and encodes 1902 amino acids. The record is from RefSeq and is a predicted model, not a curated record. The transcript is spliced from 6 exons. Gene Ontology annotation, biological process: circadian regulation of gene expression; regulation of transcription by RNA polymerase II. NCBI's taxonomy places the organism in Eukaryota, Metazoa, Chordata, Mammalia, Carnivora, Mustelidae. Gene Ontology annotation, cellular component: nucleus.